Molecule: messenger RNA, 1070 nt
Organism: Perognathus longimembris pacificus (Pacific pocket mouse)
Lineage: Eukaryota; Metazoa; Chordata; Mammalia; Rodentia; Heteromyidae
Gene: Tmem176a
Product: transmembrane protein 176A
Exons: 7
Coding region: 100-828 (242 amino acids)
Cellular component (GO): membrane
Source: RefSeq, a predicted model, not a curated record
CCAGCGCCCGGCCCUCCGCUCCCUCGCUCGCACGCACGACAUUGGGUACCCCAGGAAAGCAGCUCCAACACCUCGGUGAAGGUCUCCCGCGCCGCGGGCAUGGAGGCUGCUGGGGCCGGCGAGGCGGAGGCCCCGGCCGCGAGGCCCACGCGCAUCAGCGUCCACGUCCACCAGGAGUCCAACCUGGCCAGGCUGCUGGAGGCCGGGGGCUCCCUGCUGAGAUCCCCCUCGGCCCGGGACGGCCCCACCCCGACCCUGGGCGGCGGCCAGCUCUCGGAGGCCUCCUGGGUGGCGCAGAUCGUGCUGGGGAUCCUGAGUGGGGUCCUGGGUGGGUUCCUGCACAUCCUGUGGCCCACCUCGCUGUCGCGGUCGGGAGCUGCCGUCUGGACGGGGGCGGUGGCUGUGCUGGCUGGAGCGGCUGCCUUCUUUUAUGAGAAACGGGGCAACUUCUGCUGGGCCCUGCUGAGGACCCUGCUCUGGCUGGCAUCGUUCUGCACAGCCAUUGCUGCCAUCAGCAUCGCAGCUAAUGCUGUCGGAGAUUAUCGGUACCUUGUUCGUGACGAUAGCUGCAAUUCCUACGCCGCGAGAGUCUGGCCUACAAAGCCCCCCGUCAGCCCAAGUCCCGAAGAAGUCGAGAGGCAAUCCUUGUGCCUCUCCCAUAUGGACAUGCUGAAGGCUCUGUCCCUGAGUCUCUACGCCAUGCUGCUGGGCGUCUGGGCCCUGCUGCUUCUGGCCUCGGUGACCCCGGUGUGUCUGUACUGCUGGAGAAGGUUCUUUGCGGAGGAGAAAAAGGACCAGAAGAAGCUGUUGGCAGCAAAUGGGAUCUAGCCCCGCUUCCCCUGGGCGCGGGUGCGGUCCUCCGGCUCUGGGUGAACCUGCAUCUGACGCUGGAAGAAGAGCCAGACCGGGGAAAGAGACCCCCAUCAUCCGUCAUCCUCCCUCCUCAAUCACACCCUUCCCCCCCCCACUCCCCCUAUCCCCCCUGCUCCUCCUGCCCAACACAGUGCACGUGCUAAUGUCUCUUGCUUACGCGCCAGCCGUCCCUUCCUGGCCCUUUUGCAGUAACUUGA